AUUUCCUAUCCUCGCGACCCGCCAACCCAAUCUUCCUCUUUUUCGCACGCCAUCAGCGAUUCAGUCGUCCUCGGAAGCGUUUUCGCAAUCCCCGUCCUGUCGUCCGCACGCCAUCGGCCGCAAUCGCCGCCGUCCGCCGUCCGCCGUCCGUUGAAUCCUUUCUGCGGAGGAGCUCCCCAUUUCAGGUUUUCCUCAAUUUUUAGCCCUCUUCUCGAACUAUUAUCCGGUUGUUGUUUUUGUUGCUGGAGAGGAGGGGCCCUCUUUGAGCUUUGUGUUGUACAUAUCCACCAUGGUAAUUUAACACUUCUGAUAUACCAUUUAACUUUGUUGGCAUUUCAAACCUAAUGAACAUUUCAAUUCAACUCUCUGUCUCUUGAGUACUGUAGCUUUAGACUGAUGAUAUAUUAAUUUUGUCCAUUUCUACUUUAAUUGUCAGCCUUCCAGCUUUGUUUAUAUAUAUAUAUAUAUAUUACACUUAACAGUUAACACUUAAACACUCAUACUAAGAAGAAAAUAAAAUAGUGCGGGGUAGAGUUUAGAAUCUCCAAUUUAAGAAAAGAAUUAGAAUAAAUGACUUGAUCAAUUUGCUUAAUUAUAUUAUAUAUUAACUCUGCUCACAAAUCUCAUACUUAGCCUAUGCAUUUUUCAAAAGAUAUUAUUAUGCUAAUAUCUCUGCUUAAACCCUAAUUAGGAUUUUGUUUUAUUUUUUUAUGGAUGAUUUGACUAAAUUUUUUGAAUGCAAAGUGUGUACGUGAUAUCUCUUGCUAUUAAUUAACCUUCCAUCUUAAUUAACACACUAAAAUGGAAUAUCUUUUUUUACUCUCAUUACAGUGAAAUCAAAUGGAUUCAACGGAUAUGGAGUUAGAGUGUGAUGAGAGUUGUGAAGCUUCAAAAAUCGUAAGGGACGAAGAUACGGAUGGCAAGCGUAAAACCAUUGAUGUUGACCUUGAUUCAUAUGGGAGAGAAGAUGUUCCAAAUCCCCCAAAAAUAAGGAAAAAUGUCAAACAAUCAAUGGUUUGGGACCACUUUGAGAGGCUUAAAGGUCUUGCACGAAUCCGAUCUACUAUAGUGGUGAAGCUACCAAGUUUUGCAAGAAUUCAUUGGAGUAGUGAAGUUAUAAUGGUGCAACUAAUUGAUUUUUAAGACUUUUUAUAGGGUUGGUAGCAAAAUUUUGGUUGCAAUGUACUUAUUUUAACCUUGUUCAUAGCAAAAGGCGAUUAUGUUUAGUCUUUCAUUGUAAACCCUUUACCAAAAAUGGCUAUUAGUUAAUCCUUUUCUACAAAUGUUAUAAAGUGUUGAUUGUUUGCUU
Molecule: messenger RNA, 1309 nt
Organism: Cucumis melo (muskmelon)
Lineage: Eukaryota; Viridiplantae; Streptophyta; Magnoliopsida; Cucurbitales; Cucurbitaceae
Exons: 4
Coding region: 841-1143 (100 amino acids)
Source: RefSeq, a predicted model, not a curated record